Molecule: messenger RNA, 2112 nt
Organism: Spodoptera exigua (beet armyworm)
Lineage: Eukaryota; Metazoa; Arthropoda; Insecta; Lepidoptera; Noctuidae
Source: the annotation of a GenBank genome assembly
CACUCUGUCCGGAUCCGCGCCGCGAGCGUAACUUAGUUCGUAACGCGGGAGAAUAUGAACAAUUUAACACGAUAGCACUGUGAACAAAGUUUAAACAAUAAAUCUAUAACGGAUAAAAACGGACGCAAUACGAAAUGUCCAUGCUGCGCUUGAUUUUACAAAGUGAACAAACACAAAGGAGAUAAAUCUAGAACAGUUCUUGAACAGGACAAUGUUAACAAACAAAAUCAACAGAACGGGUGAAACUUUCACAGCUAAGAAGUCGAAACUGUGUAUACAAUGUCGGUGGCGAGCACCGAGCUCUAACAAGCCGGCCAUCCGAACUUGUUAAACGUGGCCGGGGAGUAAUUCACCGAAGCGGUCACUAACUGAACACUCAGACAGUUCGGGAACGUCCGCGGCUGUGUGUGGCAAGGCUAAGAGCACAGAUUUGUUUCUGCAUGGCAGACCACAGUGUUGCUGGCGCGCGGAGAAUGGGCCGCGGAUGAUGGACUCACAUUCGCUAGGCCGGAGUCGGCAGACUCCCGCCGCCAGAAACCACAUUGUUUACACCGACCAUAAAGGACGAAAAAUACCGUACGCUGACAAGAUCACUCCGGAGCCAAUACUGCACAACAAUACCAGUAGAGACACAAAGGCUGACUCCAUCAGGAACAGCUAUAACAGUCAGUUCAAAGUGGGCAUCUACGGCUGGCGGAAGAAAUGUUUGUACAUUCUGGUUUUGACUCUUAUGCUGAUGAUGGUCAUCAAUCUCGCACUGACAUUAUGGGUACUAAAAGUCUUGGAUUUUAAUUCGGAAGGAAUGGGUCAACUCCGCAUAGUACCAGGAGGAUUGCAACUCUUAGGGCAGGCUCUCAUGUUGGAUUCUCUAUUCGCGUCCACUAUCAAGUCACGUCGAGGGUAUCCAAUUUACAUGGAAGCUUCUCGAAAUUUUACCGUUUCCACUAGAGACUCGCACGGAAUGUUACAGAGUAGAUUAUAUCUAGGCCACGAUCGUUUCGAAGUGAAUGUUGGUCGGUUAGAAGUGCGCGACGCCCGGGGAGCGUUGUUGCUUGGCGCGGGACAGGACUCGGUCACAAUCGGGGCAGAAACACUGACCGUGGUCAGCCCUGCCGGCGUCACCAUACAAGCCGCCGCGCAGACACCCCUAGUCAAAGCCCCCCCUUCAAAACCAUUGGUACUGGAGUCGCCGACGCGUUCGCUGGAGAUGCACGCGGCACAAAACAUAGUGUUGGAGUCCCGCGCCGGCGACAUCAGCGCCAGCUGCCUCACUACCUUCCGACUCAGAUCCGUCGCCGGCUCGAUUCGUCUAGACGCACCCAGUAUAUUUAUGCCAAAAUUAAAAUCGGCGUUGCCACUACCGCCGUCUGCGCAUACGCAUGAUCCUCACCACCAGAAUAUUUACCAGCUGUGCGCAUGCGCGAACGGCAAGCUGUUCCUCGCCCCGCCUCACGGCGUCUGCGCAGCGAGAGAAGAGAGCCUUAUAUGCCGAUGAUGAAUUUAUAUUGUGAUCCUGUGACAUUUGUUGUUCAUUGACGCUUUCUAAUUACUUUCCCAAGUUUUUCAAGCGCUAUGUACAUUAACAAAUAUGCAAUUACAUUAGUUCUAUAGUGAUGUGUCAACGUUGUGUUUUCAUGCGUAAAUUAUAUAUCUAUGAAUGGGUUUACAUGAUUAUACGAGGUAGGAUGUUUAGGGAUUUAAAAUUGAAAGCUUGUCAUAAAAGGUUUAUUUUAAAGAAAUUAUUAAUGGUCUUCAAUAUAAAUUUAAUUCGUGUUUUAAGGGAUUUGGUAUUGAAAUAAACUUGUCCUAUAGUAAAUAUCCAGUUGUCUUUGUUCCCAAGGGUUUCCAUAAAGGGCAUGAUUUCAAUUUUCAGUCCGCUUUAAGACACCCUCAGUGGUUUGUAAGUCUCAAGCCGGUUGUGCUUAUUAUUACGAAUUGUCUAAUAUUCUGUUAUUUGCUUCUGUAUAAUGUUAUUGUUAUAAAUUAACAUUACAUUUUCGAUAAAAAAUACAUUUAAAAAUGUAUUUACUUGAAUAAGAUAACAACGAUGUGAAAUAAAUGUAAAUUAGAAAGAUUACGAAUAGGUGUGAUGUUUGCCCCACUUUAGUGAAU